UUUGUUUACAUUGUCACCGUAUGUAAUUUCGGCAUUCUCCGGUGGUUAUGAAAAACAUAUAUGAAAAUAUGGCAGAAGGAAACCGGAAUCAAAUACGGCUGAUGCGUAAAUGGACGGCAAUUGCCGAUUGUCGUUAUGAAUCCAUUGCCUUAAAAAACGGCGUUGCUACUGAAGAUUUUUUAAUGCUAACAUUUUCUUUUAAGUGGCUGGUAAAAAACAGGAAAGGCAUCUAUGAUAUAUAAUAAAAAAGAACACCGGGCUGCUCGGGGGAUAUAAGAUAUUGUCAAAUUCUAAAUAAAACCAAAACAAAUGAUUUAAAAAUAUAUACAGAUAGUGAUUUAAAUAGGUAAUGUUCUGUUGUAACAUUCAAAUCGCUUUCACUGCUUUGAUACUGUUGAUCCACCUUAUCCAUGGCAGGGCUUUGCGUGAAUUACGGCUUUAAAUGUGGAGGAAUCACUUACAAAUUAUAAUCAUUCUAAAAGUUUCCGUGUGAGGUGGUAGGACCUAUUUCAAUUAUUAAAAUAUAUUUAGCAAUGCUAAUUUCAUGACCGAAAGGUAUUUUCCCCGUUAUGAAAAUCGGACAAAAUCACAUUUUAUACUUUUCGACGUUUGCAUAGAAAGGUAUAUUUUAUGCUAACUCAGAUGUCCUGAAAGUAUUUCAGCAAAUAAAGUCAAAAUUGAAACUUUAGCAUCUUUUGGUGUUCAGAUAUUUUAAAAAUUAUAAGUUUUUAUCACCCUUGGAUAUCGUUUGAAUACUGUGUAGUUUCAAUAGAAGUGCCUUAAGAGAAAUCGGGUAAAAAAUUUAUUACGGAACAGGUUGGUCGCCGACUGCAAAUAGAGAAGAAAUUGAAACGAUCAAAAAUAUAUAGAACUCGACCUUUUUCGUGUGAUAGAAGCUCCAAAGUCGACUUGGAUGUUACCAAGCACUUGAAAUAUUUCAGGGCCUGAAAAUAUGGCUACCCAGCUAAGAGUGAUUGACACUCAUGUUUUGUACUCACCUUGAGCUAAAUAUCUAGGGUAUCAUCGGCCGGAAUUAUGCAGUUUUCAGGACUUUUUUCUGUAGUCAUUUUGGCAUAUGUGAUUACGCCUUCAUCUGCAGCUGGAACAUUUGAUGACAAUUUUUCAUGGGGCGUGGCUUCCUCCGCAUACCAAACAGAGGGUGCAUGGAACGAAGACGGUAAAGGCCCAAGUAUUUGGGAUACAUUCACUCACCAGAAUGGUGGAGACAAUGGUGAUACCGCAUGUGACGGUUACCACAAAUACAAAGAACACGUUCAACAUUUGGUAGAACUAAAGGUGAAAGAUUAUAAAUUUUCAAUCACUUGGUCACGUGUCUUACCAGACGGCACAACAUCGAGCAGAAAUGAACUUGGAUUGCAGUAUUAUAAGAAUCUUGUCUCUGAACUCGUUAAAAACAAAAUAAGACCGGUAGCGACAUUGUACCACUAUGAUUUACCGGAAGCGCUUCAGAAAUAUGGGGGUUGGUUGAACGAUUCAACAGUAGAUAGGUUUGAAAAAUAUGCAAGACUUGUAUUCAAAGAACUAGGCGAUAAGGUCAAGCGUUGGGUAACUAUAAACAUACCAUGGAAACAGUCGGUAAGUGGAUACUGGUAUGGUGAUUAUGCGCCCGGUGUCAAGAAAUCAUCUACAGCUCCUUACAUCGUUGGACACAACUUGAUGCGUGCACAUACACGAGCAUAUCAUGCCUACAAAAACGAUUUCGCAAGCAGUAAAAAUGGCGAUAUUGGUAUUGUUCUGGACACUGACUGGAUAGUUCAAGCAACAGAUGCGGACGCUGAAGCUGCCUCUCGUGCGAUGCAAUUUUCUAUUGGUUGGUUUGCAGAACCUAUUUUUGGAAACGGAAACUAUCCUGAGGUUAUGAAAACAAGAUUGCAAGAAAGACUGCCUGAAUUCAGUCCCGACGAAAGGAUUAAAAUGAAGGGAUCAAGUGACUUCUUUGGUUUAACCAUUGGGAAAACCUUUUCUGUCAGCAAACGGGACAACAGUAAGACAUUAGGUGAAUUUGACAUGGAGGAACUAGAUUAUACUGCCACACUGAUACAAAGACCAAUAGAUGAAUCUGUAGAAGAUGUAUUGAAAUGGAUACAGAAAUCAUACAAUGACCCACAAAUUUAUGUGUUUGACGGAGGAUUUGGUGAUUGCGGUACUCAGUAUGAUGAAGAUAGGAUUCAGUACAUGAAACAAUUCAUGACUGCAUUAAGAAAUGCAAAAUCAAGCGGGGUACGAAUUGGUGGAUAUUUCGCGGCUCAGUUGAUGGAUGGAUUUGAUUGGACAACUGGUUUCAAGACAAAAUAUGGACUGUACCAUGUGGACUUUAGUAACAAAGCACGGUUGCAGAGAGCAUCUGCUAGAUAUUACCAGACUCUAAUCCAACACAAUGGAGAUGAAUUCACAUAUCCGAAACAUUUCGUUCCUGAAGUUAUUCGUCAAAAGAACGACUUUAUGCAUAGAUAUUUCCCAGAAGACUUUGCAUGGGGCGUGGCUACUGCUGCAUAUCAGAUAGAAGGUGGCUGGAAUGAAGACGGAAAGGGGCAGAGCAUUUGGGACGUUUUCGCGCAUGAAAAUCGACUUGCUAAUAACGCAACAGGAGAUGUUGCAUGUGACAGUUACCACAAAUACAAAGAGGAUGUGCAAAAUAUCAAAAAACUUGGCGUUUCACACUAUCGUUUCUCUAUUGCCUGGAGCCGUGUGUUACCAGACGGAAGGUCCACAUCCCUCAAUCAGGCUGGUGUAAACUACUACAACAACCUGAUCAACGAGUUGCUAGCUAAUGGUAUCACUCCGAUGGUGACACUGUACCAUUGGGAUCUACCACAAGCUCUGCAAGACAUUGGAGGGUUUGAGAAUGAGUCUAUUGCGGACUAUUUUAACGAUUAUGCCAAGGUCUGCUUUGAACAGUUUGGGGACAGGGUACCAUUAUGGAUCACAUUUAACGAGGCGUUUGUUGUUUCCUGGCUUGGGUAUGGUAUUGCUGUGUUUGCCCCGGGAGUGAACAGGCCGGCAGAAGGCCCAUAUACAGCGGCACAUAACAUCAUUCGUUCACAUGUGAAAGCUUAUCACACGUACGAUCGAUUGUUCAGGAAACUUUAUCACGGUAAGGUAGGAAUAACUUUAGAUUGUGAUUGGAAGGAGCCUGCCACAUCCUCAGCUAUGAAUCGAUAUGCUGCUGAGCGCGCUCUGCAGUUUAAACUGGGAUGGUUUGCUAAUCCAAUAUAUGGAAACGGGGGCUAUCCAUCAGUUAUGCGACAGUUUGUUGACAGUAAAAGUCGUGCAGAAGGGCGGAAUAUAUCUCGAUUACCAGUGUUUUCACCCGAGGAGAUAGAGAUGAAUAAAGGGUCCUUUGAUUUCUUCGGAUUAAACCACUACACUACCCAGUAUGUCCAUCACAGUCCGGAUGACCGGAAGUCUUACGAAGGUGACCAAGAUCUCUACACUACAGUCGACGACUGUUGGCCUGGCUCCAGUGCUGACUGGUUGAGGGUAAAUCCCUGGGGUAUAAGAAGCUUGUUACGAUGGGUUAGAGACAGGUACAAUAAUCCACCAGUGUAUGUCACAGAGAAUGGGGUUGGUGACACAGGAGACCUACAUGACGAGGCUAGAAUACACUAUUAUAAAUCCUAUACAAAUGAAAUGUUGAAAGCCAUAAUACUUGACAACUGCAAUGUGAAAGGAUACAUGGCGUGGUCACUGAUGGACAACCUAGAAUGGACCAGUGGUUACACAGUUAAAUUUGGACUCUAUAAUGUCAACUUUACAGAUCCAAACAGAGCUAGGACACCAAAAGAGUCUGCAAGAUUCUAUACUGAACUCGUCAAUAACAAUGGGUUCCCUGGAAACUAAAUAAUGUUAAUGUUCCCAUGUGCAAGAAAUAUGUCACAUAUAAUUAAUAUAUAAAAGUAUGUACCCCUGGCACUGCCUUAAGCAGGGCACUGCUGUACAUAUACAUUUAAUGGAUACUUGAUCCCAUUGGACCAGGAAAUACAAAAUGUAUAAAAACACUUCAAGCAGUGUAAGGCUAAACUUUUCAAAAUGCAUUAUAUUUUAUUUUAUAAUAUAAGAUAUAUGUAAUAAUUUCAAUUGUGUAUUAUUCUAUUUGAACUACUCUUGGUAUAGUUAAUUUACUUUCUUGGAAAAUGUGCAUCUAUAAUUAUACGGCAGAAAACAAGUAAGCUAGUUCGAAGGGAAGCUAGCUCAUGAUUUUAGAUAAUUAGUUAGUAGACAUUAUAUCUUCCGUCCAGUUCUAACAAUAAAUUUGGCCAAACAUGUUUGGGUAUAAGUAUUAUAUACUUAACACGGCAUGUAUGGUAGCUAAAACCUUUAUCUUUUUAUUUUAUGUUCGGUAACUUUUUGGGAAUAAAUCUGGUAGGGGCUGA
This is a messenger RNA of Mercenaria mercenaria, 4394 nucleotides long. Its product is annotated as lactase/phlorizin hydrolase-like. The record is from RefSeq and is a predicted model, not a curated record. The coding region runs from base 1036 to 3861 and encodes 941 amino acids. NCBI's taxonomy places the organism in Eukaryota, Metazoa, Mollusca, Bivalvia, Venerida, Veneridae. Gene Ontology annotation, molecular function: beta-glucosidase activity. The transcript has 17 exons. Gene Ontology annotation, biological process: carbohydrate metabolic process.